This is a messenger RNA of Miniopterus natalensis, 4755 nucleotides long. Lineage: Eukaryota; Metazoa; Chordata; Mammalia; Chiroptera; Miniopteridae. The record is from RefSeq and is a predicted model, not a curated record.
CACGAAGGCGGCGGCGGCGGCGCGGAGGAUGCUGCGGGGCCCAGGGACGCGGAAGCCGCCAAGAAGGGGAGCGCGGCCAGGAAGGCUUCGGGCAGGCACGGCAAGGGCGGCGCCGGGGAGCCCGGCAAGAAGAAGAGCAAGUCGGACUCCAGGGGCUCCGUGUUUUCCAACCUCAGGAUCAGGAAGAACCUGUCCAGGGGGAAAGGCUCCGGCGGCUCCCGCGAGAAUGUGCUGGACGCCCAGGCCCUGCAGACCGGCGAGCUGGACAGCGCUCCCUCCCUGGUCACCAAGACGCCCGACCUCAGCCUCUCGGCGGACGACACGGGCCUGUCGGACACCGAGGGCGCCGACCCUUUUGAGGGGACCCGUGCAGGUGGCCCUGAGCCGGUGGAGGCUGGGGUCGGGGGCCGGGCGAUCGCCGAGGAUUUGGAAACUGCGGCAGGGGCGCAGGAUGGACAAAGGACCAGUUCGGGCUCGGACACGGACAUCUAUAGCUUCCACUCGGCCACGGAGCAGGAGGACCUGCUCUCGGACAUCCAGCAGGCGAUCCGCCUGCAGCACCUCCAGGGCGCCCAGGAGCCUGCGGGGCUCCCCACCACCCCCUCCCCGCAGCCCGGGGCCUUCCUGGGCCUGGACCGGUUCCUGCUGGGGCCGAGCGGCGCGGCGGGGGAGAAAGUGUCUUGCAUCAUCCAGGCUAGUGGCAAAAAGUCUGCUGCCAGCAUGGGAGGGGUCGGUAUUGGUACUUUCUCUUCCUACUUGGACCCUGUGGUCUCCAGCAAAUGGAGAAAGAGCCAGAUCUCCAUGUUAGCACCAGAUAGGCACCACAGCUCUGCAUCUCGUCUACAAGAGGUGACUUUGCUGGUCAACGCUCUUCCCUUCCCAGGGUUGCUGCUUUUGCCUGCCUCCCUGUCACCUCCUCCCUGCUGUCCCAUCGCCGUGCCUGGGAAUGCAUGUCACCCGCUGUCAUUUCCUAGCUCAAUAGUAGUGACUCACUGCUCCCUAGGAAGGAGGAUUUCCAGUGAAAUCCCAAAGGCUGGGCCCUUCAGAUGGGAGAUGCACGCUCAUCACAUGGCCCACCCAGUGUGGGGGCAGGAGGUAUUUGGGGGGAUGCGAGAGAACACCAGAGCUGCCCUGUCCCCUGUGGUGGCCCAGGCCUGGGGCUGCAGAGUCGCCUGUGAGUUCGAGAGGCCGCCUUCUGCGCAGCCAGUAGCCUCGGCAACGGUGUUGCUCGCCGGCUGUGUUUACCUGUCCCCUGUCCCCUGGGGACCCAUCGGGCUGCCUCUAACGGCUGUUUCCUCGGCAGGGCGGACGCUGCUGGAGAAGCUGUUCAGCCAGCAGGAGCACGGGCCCCCAGAAGAGGCCGAGAAGUUCUGCUCACGGAUCAUCGCCAUGGGCCUCCUCCUGCCCUUCAGCGACUGCUUCCGGGAGCCGUGUCCCCAGCGCGCCCAGCCGGGCUCGGCUCCGUUUGAUCAAGAUCAACUUUACACCUGGGCUGCCGUUAGCCAGCCCACACACUCCCUGGAUUACACAGAAGGGCAGUUUCCCAGGCGAGUCCCAUCUGUGUGGUCACCAUCCCGCCCUUCUGAUGAAGAACACAGGCCCAAGGACGCUGAGCCAGAACCUCAGUCUGCUGUUUUGGAAACUCUGAAAAAUUGUUCAGAUGCGGUUCAGCAGGAAGCUUCAGACGUCGGGGCCGAGGGACAGGCCACUGUGAUCCAGCAGCUGGAGCAGACCAUCGAGGACCUGAGGACCAAAAUAGCCGAGCUGGAGAGGCAGUGCCCGGCCGCGGGCCUGGAGGCGGCCGGCGCCCGUCUGGGGGUUCAGAAUGGAGAGGCGCCCUCGGAGGACCUCAGUCUCGAAGCGCCCGGGUCGGGAGACGAGCUCGGGCGGCACCCACGGACCGUGCAGACGCUGGCCAUGCAGACGCGGACCGUGCAGACGCGGGCCGUGCAGACGCGGGAGCGCGCGGGCAGGCGGCCGCCGGUGGAGCCGGGCCGGCCCAUGAAGCCGCUGUACUGGACGCGCAUCCAGCUGCACGCCAGAAGAGACGCCAGUGCUUCACUUAUUUGGGAAAAAAUUGAAGAGCCAUCCAUAGACUGUCACGAAUUUGAGGAACUCUUUUCUAAAACGGCUGUAAAAGAGAGGAAGAAACCUAUUUCUGACACCAUCACAAAGACCAAGGCUAAACAAGUUGUCAAGUUAUUAAGCAACAAAAGAUCACAAGCAGUUGGGAUAUUAAUGUCCAGCCUUCACUUAGAUAUGAAAGACAUACAACAUGCUGUUGUGAACUUGGACAAUUCUGUGGUUGAUCUGGAGACUCUUCAAGCUCUCUAUGAGAAUAGGGCACAGUCCGAUGAACUGGAAAAAAUUGAAAAGCAUGGCCGGUCCUCCAAAGACAAAGAAAAUGCCAAGUCUCUGGACAAGCCCGAACAGUUCCUUUACGAGCUGUCGCUGAUCCCCAACUUCUCCGAGCGGGUCUUCUGCAUCCUGUUCCAGUCCACGUUUUCAGAAAGCAUCUGCUCGAUUCGCCGCAAGCUGGAGCUUCUACAGAGGCUGUGCGAGACGUUAAAAAAUGGCCCAGGGGUGAUGCAGGUGCUGGGUUUGGUUCUGGCCUUUGGCAACUAUAUGAAUGGUGGAAAUAAGACUCGGGGGCAGGCAGAUGGCUUUGGAUUGGACAUUCUUCCGAAGCUGAAAGAUGUCAAAAGCAGUGACAAUAGCAGAAGCCUUUUGUCGUAUAUCGUUUCCUAUUACCUUCGGAAUUUUGACGAGGAUGCGGGAAAAGAGCAGUGUGUCUUUCCGUUGCCGGAGCCCCAGGACCUGUUUCAGGCUUCCCAGAUGAAGUUUGAGGAUUUUCAGAAAGAUCUCAGAAAGCUAAAGAAAGACCUGAAAGCCUGCGAGCUGGAAGCGGGGAAGGUGUACCAGGUCUCCUCAGAAGAGCACAUCCAGCCUUUCAAGGAAAACAUGGAGCGAUUUAUUAUCCAAGCUAAAAUUGACCAAGAUGCAGAGGAGAAUUCACUAACAGAGACUCAUAAAUGCUUUUUGGAGACCACAGCCUAUUUCUUCAUGAAGCCAAAACUUGGAGAGAAAGAGGUGUCCCCAAAUGUUUUUUUCAGUAUCUGGCAUGAAUUCAGCUCUGACUUUAAAGACUUUUGGAAGAAAGAGAACAAACUUAUUCUACAGGAGAGAGUAAAAGAAGCCGAAGAAGUAUGUAGGCAGAAAAAGGGGAAAUCACUUUAUAAAAUAAAACCAAGGCAUGACUCUGGAAUUAAAGCAAAGAUAAGCAUGAAAACCUGAACAAAGAAAAGCGGAAUGAAAAUGAGUCACUCUCUAGCCACUGACACAACAUUCAGCCGACCUGAAGGAGGGAAGGAAGCCACAUCAUGUCGUUGUCAGCAUUUUCCUUCUUGACCCCUUGCGUAGCCCCUGUGUUUUCUAGACAGUUCACUGGUUGUUGAGUUUGAAAUGCAAAAGCAGUAACCAGUGGAGAAUUUGGCACCUGUUCCUUCUGUAAAAGUCUGUGGCGUUGCACCGACAAACCGAAACGGCAAGUGUAGGAGGCAGUGUCUGCAUUAAUUCUGAACAUGCUAGGCGUUAACCUAAAAUUUACUUUCGGGAGAAUAUUCCUUGUACAGCAAAACCCCUUUCUACUGACAACCAGCACUCCACAUUACCGCGUUUAGAUGGAUGGCUCAAAUGUCAUUUCUGGUGAACUGUAUCAGUUUCCCAUCCACGAAAACAUUUUCUGUUGUAAAAUUUAUGUACCAUUUAUAUAUCAUAAUUAAGGCUUUCCCAACUCUUUGAGUUGCCCUCCAUAAAUAUAUAUUUGUGAAAGAAGAUUAUCAUAUUUUUACUUGUCAGAAAAUGAAAAAAUAUAACAGAAGGCAACCCCUUCCUUAUAAAUCAUUUAAUAGAAGCAGGAACCAGAGUUUUAUUUAUUGAGGGCUUUUAUCAGACUGGCCUUGGAGACCCAACAUAAAGCUAAUCUGUAGCAGGAGGAAACAAAGCUGAAGGUGUGCCUCUCUAUAACUGUGCCAUUGCCUUUCACAAAGGAAAUAUGACUCAACAUUUUGAAGGAAUUUAAAUAAAUGAUGCUCAUAAAAUUACCAAACAUGACCAGCUGUUGGAUUGGCAUCUGCCGAGAACCUGUUAAUGAAACAUACCUGCCGGAGCAUUGUGACAUAAUUGGGGCUGUCUCCAUGCGCUGUGGCGGGUGCUUAAAAGCUGGAGUAUGCAAUGAUUCAUGAUCUGAUGGAACCUAGGAAAGGAUUUUCUUUUAUAUUGAAAGGAAAAAAACAAAUCUCCUACUCUUCUCAGAGCACUCACUGUCAGCUUCUGAUGCAUCGUAAUGGUUUUGUCUAACAUCAUUAAGUGCGGUUUGUAAAAAUUAUUUUAAUGAUAUUUGCUGGGGGUUAUGGUUGUAGAUAAAGGAGAGAAUUUAUUGCUAUUGCAAGCCAAUUAUGGAAAGCAACUUAAAAAGAGAAUGUUCUGACUCAUAACUAAGUUUGUAUUUAUGUAAAGUACGGUCUCUUACCUCUUAGUUUGUUGUUUAAGUGCAGAGAAACGGUAGUGGUUUCUUUGGUUGUAGUUUUGUAGUCUUCCUGUCUCCUUUACUCCUUCCAGUGUGUAUAUUAAUAUUCUUCAAAGAAAACAUAGGGCAUUUAACACAGAUCGCUAUGUGCAAUACUGUAUUUAGUGUUUCUAUUUCAAUUUUUUAGGAUGUUAAUUUAUAUGAAAAUAAAAAUGAGUAAUAAAAGA